CUAGCUAGCUCACCGGCUUCUUCUUGCCGCUGUACACUGAAAUGUCUUUCUUUCUUUCUUUCUUUUUAUUGAUAUAUUUUAAAACUGGCUGAAAUAACCCAGCGAAUUCAUCACCGCUUGGACAUGUUCGUGUUUAUUAAGAUGAACUACCACGUUAGCAGCAGCUAGCUGUGUGGGGUUUUUUUCGACUUCCGUUUGUUUUUAGCUCCCUAGCUAACCACGAUUCUCAAACUGGUUUAGCUUUUUAUUUUCGGCUCAAUGGUUCACCUGGAUAUUGAAAGCUUAAAUCUACACAAUGGAUGAUGUUAUUUCACUCAGUUCUGGAAGUGAAGAGGACUCGGAUAUUGAGUUUGUGAGCAGUUAUAGAGAUGAGAGCUCCACUGGCAUUCCGUUUAUCACAGCAGAACUGCUGCCAGUUACACCUGUUCUUAUCGAUAUCACAGAGCACCACUUUUCAUCAGCCAGACCAAGAUCCUCCCAAAGACUAAAGAAGCUGCCGUGUUCCACGAUAGAAAUCAUAGAUCUGAAUAACGUCUCUGACUCGUGCGUCAGCUUCACAGCCAAAUCGUGUGGAAAAGUUCGCCGCUCGUCGUACACCGCGAAUCUUGAGAAAGAUGUCAUUUGUUUGGACUCGGGCGACGGGACUGGCUCUCAGUCUCCUGUUCCUGUGUCAUGCGCUCAAGAAAACUCUUGUAUGAACCAAUACAAUGGGAUUCACUCGCGUUUACAGGACGGCAGCACGCCGAGGUUCAGAAACGGUUCUCACCAUUCAAGUCCGAAAGAUACUUCUUCACUCGCCUUCGAGCCUUCGAUUGGACUCCCGGAGGUUUUCGAAGCCCAGAACACUAAUCACACAGAGCAAACAUCGACGUCGCUACCUGCUGAAAAACACCCCGAGCAUGACGAGAGGUUGGAUUCGCCGCACAGCUGGCUGAACAAAGUGCUCUCGCCGUUCAGCCUCGGCAGCCCGUACUUCUGCCCGAGCGAAAUCGACGCGCCCGUGUUCUCCGACGAAUCCCUUAUUUUAUACGAUGAUACCAAAGACCCAACGGGCGGCUUUGAUCAACCCGAGUCCCUGUUUGAGGUCGAUAGAAGGAUGGAACUGCCAGAAAACGCGCACACACACGCCUCAUCACUUUAUCCACAGACCCAGUCACAGAUAGCCCCUCAGACACGACCUGCUUCAGACCGAGCACCCGUCCCCGUCAGUCCGACGUCCACAGAGCUCCUCGCCAGCGAUUCUGCAGAAACGGGAUCCGAUCUGGACAUGGACAGUCCACCUGUCAGUCCUGUGAAGUCCUCUCGCACUCUCAGUCCACCUUCUCACCUGGCGUUUGGUACUAAAGACUCUUCUGGUUCAGUGUUACAGGCGAGCGGUGUGGACGGUGACGGCGCAGAUCUCUCUGAAGGUCGCGCAGAUCUCUCUGAAGGUCACACAGAGGGAGGACAGGAGGUUUCUCUGGUGCAGUUCAAAAAGCUGAAACAUUUAUUAGGGGGACGAGAUCAAAGCAUGCACGCUGCCGACGAGGACAGUAAGGACUUCGGCAUGGCCGAGCCUCUGUGCAGGCAGAGCCUGAGUCUGGUCUACAGCACCAUCGAAGAGAAUUACACCGAGGGCACUUUGCAGCUUCUCUCCGACCUCAUCCAGCCGUGUUAUUACCCUCCUGCUGAUAUCACCGCUCACCUCCUGAGACGGAUCCUGCUGGAGCCGCAGUGCACUCCAGUGGUGGCACUGGAAGCCUACAACCUGCUGAUGAGGACGCAGAAAUACCAUCCUGCAGACAAAUCGACGAUCCCAUGGGACUGGGAGUUGUUAUUGUCCGUGAUGACUGAACAGGACAAGGCGAGGAGGCUCCACAGUGAAGUGCGCUGUCUGCUGCUUCAGUACGUGUUGCAGGUUUUGGAAGACGACUUCCAGUUAAAGCUCCCGAUGCUUCGGCUCCACCUCUCGAUUGCUAAUGAAAUGCUUUCGUGUGAUUAUCGGAUCAGACAGGUCAGGGAACUCAUGACCUGGCUGUUAGAUACAGCGAGACAGUCAGUCUGGAUUUCUGAGGAGGAAGAAAUGGAAAAAAGGGAGCGGAACUGCUGUCUAAAGAUGCUGCUAAUUCUGCAGAGGAUGCUGUUAUUGGCCAUGGAGGUGGACCUCAGACCCACCUGCAGCUCCAGUAAGCUCUCUGAGGAGCUGUGUAACAGCCUGAACACCAUGGCACCAUGCAGGCGGCUCAGAUUUCUGUUGUUAAGCACGCUGCAGAGCAACCUGCUGAGGUGCAAGAUGGUGGAGCUGCUGCUGGAUCAGUCCUGCUCUCAGAAGAGAGUGUUGCCCAUGUCCUUCAAACUGCUGCUGCACUUCCUGCACACGUCCACACUGGCACCAGACCCAUCGGAUGGCGUGGAGAGAUGGAGAAGGUGGGACGAGCUCCUGCAGCUUGUGUGGAUGCUCAUGCUCAGCUAUCAAGAAGUGAUAACCGGUCAUCUUCGCUACUCUAUUACAGAGCGCUUCAAGCUGACCCGCGCUCCCAUGUGGACCCAGAACGACCAGGUGACCCGAGCCGCAGUCCAAGAAGCAGCCGAGGCGUUCCUGUCUCGCGCGGUGAAGGACCUCGGGCACGAUCUUCCCUCCCAAAUCCAAGAGUCGUUAUCCCAGCUACAAGAACACUUACUGAGUAUCUCUCUGCAAUAACAAACCAAAAAUCAAUGUGUGUAUAUAUGAUAAAGAUUAUUUUUGUAGAUAUUUUUAUUAUUAUAUAAAUUUUAAAGCUGUC
This is a messenger RNA of Neoarius graeffei (lesser salmon catfish), 2762 nucleotides long. It is a transcript of the gene simc1, whose product is annotated as SUMO interacting motifs containing 1. Bases 296 to 2680 code for a protein of 794 amino acids. Lineage: Eukaryota; Metazoa; Chordata; Actinopteri; Siluriformes; Ariidae. The transcript has 10 exons. The record is from RefSeq and is a predicted model, not a curated record.